AUGUCUGAAGAAAAGGCUCAGCAGGAUACCUUUGAGAGGGUGACGGAGCAAAGAAGUCCUAUCACUGGCGACAGAAUGGCUCUUGUCACAGAAGCUGAGGAGAAGGCCGUUAUGCGCAAGCUUGAUUUACAUAUUCUGCCUCUUUUGUUCCUGGUCUACACCUUCUCCAACCUGGAUCGCAGUAACUUGGGCAAUGCUCGUCUUGCAGGACUGACAGAUUCUGUGAACUUGGAGGGCAAACGCUACGACUGGCUUGGAACGGCUUUCUAUAUCGCGUACAUUUGCUCUCAGUGGACGGCCGUUGGCUUGAAGCGAUUCCCUCCACAUAAAUGGGUUUUCUUCUCUGCUAUAGGUUUUUCGACCAUAUCGGCUUGUCAAGCCGCCGUCACCAAUUACGCCAGUCUGGUCGUCCUGCGUGUGCUGCUCGGUUGUUUCGAAGGCAUGUUUUCCGGUGUGCCUCUAUAUCUGUCCUUCUUCUACCCGAGAGACAAAGUUGGCUUCCGCCAGGGCAUCUUCCUCUCUGGAUCUGCCCUUGCAAACGCAUAUGGAGGCGUUUUGGGAUAUGCUAUUCUGGGUAUUCGGGGCUCGGUUGCGCCAUGGCGAUGCCUGUUCCUCAUUGAAGGGUUACCAGUAUGGAUCGUUGCCAUCCUGGCAUGGUUUUAUCUGCCGGAUGACCUUCUCAGCGCCAAAUUUCUCACCGAUAGAGAGAAAGAAGUUGCCUGGCAAUGUGUUGGACGGGGACAGACUGUCGACUCACGGGGCGCGAGAAGGGUUAGCUGGGCAGAAUGGCGUUCAGCAUUCUUGGACUGGCGGAGUUAUGUGCCAGGCUUGAUGUACUUCUCGUGCAACGUAUGCUUCGGCUCGCUGCCUCUCUUCAUCCCAACCAUCAUCUCCGAAAUGGGCACAUUCAACCACCAGGAAAGCAAUGGACUGUCGGCUCCCCCUUACGCUCUCUGCUUUGUCACAAUUCUAGCAUGUGCUUUUGCCAGCGACCGCGCGAAGCUGCGUGGACCCUUUGUGGCCGCUGCUGCGAUUGUAUCAACGGUAGGAUACUGUCUUCUUGGUGUUUCCGAGGGGGUUGCUGCUCGCUACGCGGGAGUCUUCCUCAGUGUACAGAUCUUUGUCAGUAUCAGCAUUCUUCUUCCAUGGGUUUCGAGCGUUCACGACACUGAGAGCAAGCGCGCUGGUGGGUGGGCAAUAUUCGCUACGCUGGGCCAGUUCGGGCCCUUGGUUGGCACCAACAUAUUCCCCAAAGACCAGGGACCGUACUAUCACAAGGGUGCUUGGAUCUCCUGUGGGUUUACCUCGUUGGUCGUGCUACUUAGCAUAACCUACUCACUCUUACUUUGCUGGGAGAAUAAGCGACUGGACAGAGUAAUGGUUGAAAGUGCCGGUGUAGGAGUGGAAGGCGAUGAUCGUCCAAGGGGGUUCCGGUAUGUUGUUUGA
Molecule: messenger RNA, 1446 nt
Organism: Fusarium mangiferae
Lineage: Eukaryota; Fungi; Ascomycota; Sordariomycetes; Hypocreales; Nectriaceae
Exons: 3
Coding region: 1-1446 (481 amino acids)
Biological process (GO): transmembrane transport
Cellular component (GO): membrane
Molecular function (GO): transmembrane transporter activity
Source: RefSeq, a predicted model, not a curated record